Molecule: messenger RNA, 1332 nt
Organism: Raphanus sativus (radish)
Lineage: Eukaryota; Viridiplantae; Streptophyta; Magnoliopsida; Brassicales; Brassicaceae
Product: transcription factor bHLH63-like
Exons: 7
Coding region: 62-1072 (336 amino acids)
Biological process (GO): regulation of DNA-templated transcription
Cellular component (GO): nucleus
Molecular function (GO): DNA-binding transcription factor activity; protein dimerization activity
Source: RefSeq, a predicted model, not a curated record
CUUCUACCCUCACCUCUACUCUGUUUCUCUACCACUCCAAAGUUUCUAAAGUAGUAGAAAGAUGAUGAUGAUGAACGGAGAAGCUACAGAAGCUGAGCUUUUCCUCAACUGUGCCGACAUGUCUGUCUUAGAGCGCCAAAGGGCUCACCUCAACCACCACCACUAUCCCGGCUUCUUCUCCAAUUCUUCCACGAUUAACGGCGGCGAUAUUGACGGCUUUCUAGCGUCGGCCGGUUUGGAUCUUCCGGCGGUUUAUGGAUAUACGACGGUGCACGGUGACGCGAGAAUCUCAGUUACUCCGGGAAAUAUUACAACCGAGUCUGGAAAUUUCAAGAAAAGGAAGUUUGGUUGCGUCGAGACAGAGACUAAGGUUUGUAAUGAGAAGAAGAAGAUGAUGAUGAUGAUGAUGAACAGAGAAGCAGCAGUUGAGGAGGAAGAAGAAGAAGAGAAGUCGAAAGUAACAGAGCAGAGCAAUAAAAGCAUCAUGAUGAUGAAGAUGAAGAAUAAAGCCAAGAAAGAACAGAACAGCUGCUCUAACGAUUCAUCAAAAGUGACGAAAGACUCGCAAAGAACGGAUUAUAUUCAUGUUCGUGCACGGAGAGGCCAAGCCACUGAUAGCCACAGCAUUGCAGAACGAGCUAGAAGAGAAAAAAUCAGCGAGAGAAUGAAGUUUCUACAAGAUUUAGUUCCUGGAUGCGACAAGAUCACAGGCAAAGCAGGGAUGCUUGAUGAGAUCAUUAACUAUGUUCAGUCUCUUCAGCGGCAAGUCGAGUUCUUAUCGAUGAAGCUAGCAACUGUUAGUCCAAGGCUGGAUUUCAACAUCGAUGACAUUUUUGCCAAAGAGGUUGUCUCAGCUCCAAUGACGAACUUACCAAACACUGUGAUGCCACCUCAUAUGAUGGUGAAUUCCGGUUAUCCUCAUGAAAUGGUUGAUUCCGGUUAUGUUCAUUUCAAUCCAAUGCAACAAGUGGUUGCUAGUUCUGAUCCACUAUCAUGUUUCAACAAUGGUCAAUCAGCUACUAAUGUGUGGGACUCUGAUGUGCAGAAUCUUUAUAGCAGUCUAGGUGUUUGAUUUAAAAGUGUUCCUUAGUUCUAGACCAUUGUCAGAUUUGAUUAUGCAGGUUCUCUGGAUACAUGCAGCUUAUUUUUUUCAAGUGGGAAGAUCAAACUCAUAUUAUUUUCAUCAGAAAAGAGAGCAAAGUUAGCAGUUAUUUACUAAUUUCAGUAAAUUAAUUUAAGAUUUUCAGCCCAUCAUUGUAGUAUCAGAGACAAGAGUGUAUACAGUAUUGUGUGUAUAGAUGCCAAACAAUAAUAUAUAUUUUUCAAUGUGUG